AUGGUCGUAAUAGGAAAGUUGUUGAAAGCCGACAACGAUGCUCCCUCUGAGUUGGAGAAGCAAGUCUCCCAAGCCCUUUUAGAGCUUGAGGCUAACUCUGAUAUUAAGGCUCAACUUCGUGAGCUCUACAUUGUUGGAGUUAAGGAAGUUGAUGUUGGCAGCAAGUCUGUCAUCAUCGUUUAUGUUCCAGUUCCUCAGCUCAAGCAAUUCCACAAAAUCCAAACUCGCGUUGUCCGUGAGCUUGAGAAGAAGUUCGGUGGAAAGCACGUCCUCGUCCUUGCUAAGAGAAGAAUCCUUCCCAAGCCAGCUAGAGGAGCUAAGGCUAACAACACACUUAAGCAAAAGAGACCACGUUCCCGAACUCUUACCGAAGUCCACAACGCUUGGCUCGACGAGAUGGUCUUCCCCGCCGAAGUCGUUGGAAAGAGAAUCAGAGUUAAACUCGAUGGAAAGAAGGUCCACAAGAUCCACCUUGACAAGGCCCAACAAUGCAACGUUGAACACAAGGUUGACAUCUUCUCCUCUGUCUACAGAAAGCUUACCGGAAAGGAAGUUGUGUUCGAGUUCCCUGAUCCAAUCUUCUAA
Messenger RNA from Auanema sp. JU1783, 585 nucleotides. Lineage: Eukaryota; Metazoa; Nematoda; Chromadorea; Rhabditida; Rhabditidae. The record is from the annotation of a GenBank genome assembly.